AUGCCAGUGCAUACUGGGUGUGGAAUAUUUGUAUUCCUCAGUGUAUUGCUGAUUUCUUUCACACCACCUUGCAAUGGAGGAAACAUUCUGGUGUUCCCAGUGGACGGGAGCCACUGGAUCAAUAUGAAGAUCUUGCUGGAGGAGCUUCAUGCUAAAGGACACAACAUCACUGUAAUGAGGGCCUCCACCAGCUGGUACAUCCCAGAAAAGUCUCCGCUCUACACAUCCAUUACCAUGAAAUUUGAUGAAAAUUUAAAAGGCUUUUUUGAUGUCUACCUACAGGAGCAUAUGAGGGCGCAGAGAGAGGGGGCUUCAGCUCUUACUUUCUUCAAACUGACCAAAAAUUUCCUUUCUAUGAUUUCUGAGGGUCAUUCAAUAUCAGCUGUUGCUCUUACUCAAGUCUUUGAAGACGAAAAUAUGGUCAAAAGCUUAAUGGAUUCCCAAUAUGAUCUUGUUCUCACUGACCCAGCCAUAGCUACAGGGGUUGUACUGGCCAAGUAUCUCAAACUGCCCGUGGUUCUCAAUGUUCGCUGGAUCACCAGCGGAGAAGGCCACUUUGCACUAGCCCCCUCACCACUCUCUUAUAUCCCAGUGCCAGGAUCGGGCUUAACGGACAAAAUGAAUUUCAUCCAGAGGGUCAAGAACAUGCUUUUUCACAGCAUUAUAGAGUUCCAGCAGAAAUUCCUGGUGGGGCCAACCUAUGAUGCCAUUUGUGAUAAAUACAUUGAAGGGGGCUGUGACAUCAUCUCACUUCUUCAGGAAGCAGACAUUUGGCUGUUCAGGUCAGACUUUGUGUUUGACUUCCCUCGGCCCACAAUGCCAAACGUUGUCUACAUAGGAGGGUUCCAGUGCAAACCGGCCCAACCUCUUCCAGCAGACCUGGAGGACUUUGUUCAGGGUGCUGGGGAGCAUGGAGUCAUCAUCAUGACUCUGGGAGCUUCGGUGAACACUUUGCCCAAAGAGGUUGCAGAAGAAAUCGCCAGCAUCUUUGCCAGGAUACCUCAGAAGGUGAUAUGGAGGCACAUAGGUGAGCGUCCCUCUACUUUGGGCAACAACACCCUGAUAGUGGACUGGAUGCCACAGAAGGACCUCCUGGGCCACCCACAGACCAAAGUCUUUGUAGCUCAUGGAGGAACCAAUGGAGUCCAGGAGGCCAUUUACCACGGGGUCCCUGUGCUCGGCAUACCAUUGUUCUUUGACCAAUAUGACAACCUUUUACGUCUGCAGGAGAGAGGAGCCGCAAAGAUCAUUGAGCUAGGUGAUGUUAACGGCCACAGUUUUGAGCAAGGUAUCAAUGAAGUGCUCCAUCAUGAGGGCUACAGACAGAACAUGCAAAGACUGUCACGUCUGCACAGAGAUCAGCCAAUGACACCCAUGGACCAGGCCAUCUUCUGGGUGGAAUAUGUGAUGCGCCAUAAAGGGGCUCCUCACCUGCGUACAGAGGCCUAUAAGAUGCCCUGGUACUCUUAUUACUGUUUGGAUGUACUGCUACUAUUGCUGACUGCGGCAACUGUACUGCUGCUCUCUGCUUUGGCCUUUUUCAGAUUUCUGUGCUGCAGAGGUAGAAAGAUGACCAAAGCCAAACAACACUGAUUAAAAUUCAAUUUAUUUAGAAAUAUUCUACAAUGAGUUCUCUAAAGAGUUACAUUUAGAUAAAAACAUAUAUCCUCACACAUGUCAUUUAUAUCUGCUUAUUAGGUUUAGGAAAAGAAACAUGGUUGGGCGUUGUAAAGUUUAGGUAAGGAUAAAGUUAGGAAGGUUAGUUUCAGGAGAAGACAUAUGAUGACCACAUAACUAUAAAUAACUCAAAGUUCACUUAGUUUCAAACAGGACAGGGUCGUGGGUCUUUUGAGGGGAAAGUCCUGUGAAUGUUGGACCUAUCCACCACCCAAACCUUCCACCUUACUCAGAUUUUCACUCUUUUCCUACUUUCUUCUUUACUUCCACAGCGCUUCAGUAAUGCAUGAGAACAGCCUGCAUAAACAAAACAGUAGUUUGCUAUUGCUCAAGAUGGAGAGCAAAACCAAGCAAGAGCUCUUACUGUAACUGAAUUCAGAUUCAGAGUGAAUGAGCAGAGUGUCACUGAAUAAACAAACUGCAGGUGAAAAACUUCUCAUCAUUUAUUUGUCCAUCUGUUCUUAGAAUCUCAGCGCUCCCUGGUUUCAAGCCAUUUUCACAUUCAUCAUGUGUGUGCCUGCAGAGACCCCUCAGUGAUGCAUGAGUCAGACAUCUCUGGGUU
This is a messenger RNA of Plectropomus leopardus (leopard coralgrouper), 2239 nucleotides long. RefSeq names its product UDP-glucuronosyltransferase 2C1-like. Gene Ontology annotation, molecular function: UDP-glycosyltransferase activity. NCBI's taxonomy places the organism in Eukaryota, Metazoa, Chordata, Actinopteri, Perciformes, Serranidae. The record is from RefSeq and is a predicted model, not a curated record.